Glycine soja is the source of this 1864-nucleotide messenger RNA. RefSeq lists its product as uncharacterized. The record is from RefSeq and is a predicted model, not a curated record. Bases 65 to 1408 code for a protein of 447 amino acids. Lineage: Eukaryota; Viridiplantae; Streptophyta; Magnoliopsida; Fabales; Fabaceae. The transcript has 3 exons.
AACAUUGACAGUAUCAGAAACAAACCCACCCGGGACAACCUCCUCCUAUCAUUACACUACCGCCAUGGUCGAACCAAAGUCCCGAACCGUGGGCAACACCGAGCGAAGCUGGUGCCAAGCCGUCCGCGGCGGCACCGGCAUCGCCGUCCUCGCCCUCCUAACCUCAAAACCCCCCGAUAUCCCCAAGCUCCAAACCUCCCUCCGCACCCUCCAAACCUCCCACCCAAUCCUCAGUUCCCGACUCCAAACCAACGCAACCACAUUCUCCUUCCUCACCUCCCCAACCCCCUCCAUCAAAAUCUUAACACUCACGCUCCCUACUAACCUCACCGACCCCCUGACCCAGAUCCUCGAACUCGAGCUCAACCGUAACUCGUGGCAAGAUUCUACCACCGAAGAAAACGUGUUCUUCACCACCAUCUACGCGGGCCCCACCACCAACACCUGGGUGGUGGCACUGAGGCUCCACGUCUCCGCCUGUGACCGCACCACCGCGCUGCUGCUGCUGAGGGAGUUACUCACUCUCACGGAAGAGAAUAAUAAUACCGCCAGUGAACAAAAUAAUCUUGCUAACCAAUGUCCUAAGGAAAAAGAAAUGAGUUUGGCAAUCGAAGAUCUCGUGCCACGUGGCAAGGGCAAGAAGUCCAUGUGGACGCGCGGGCUUGACAUGCUCGCGUACUCGCUCAACUCCUUCAGGCUCACCAACUUGAAGUUCGUCGACGCAAAAAACCCCAGGUUUUCGCAAGUGGUUAGGUUGCAACUCAACCAAAACGACACCAAAGAAGUUCUAGCAGGGUGCAAGUGGAGUGGGAUUAAACUGUGUGGGGCACUUGUUGCUGCGGGAUUAAUGGCUGCCCAUUGCUCAAAACGAAGCUCCAGGAAUUAUGGGGUUGUAACCCUAACUGAUUGCCGAUCCAGUCUUGAAUCAUCUCUCACUGACAAUUUUGGAUUUUACCACUCUGCCAUUCUGAAUUCCCACGAGAUGAAGGGAGGGGAAACCCUAUGGGACUUGGCAAAGAGAGCAUAUGAAGAAUUUGCAAACUCAAAGAAAUGCAACAAGCACUUCUCGGACAUGGCUGACCUUAAUUUUCUGAUGUGCAAGGCCAUAGAGAAUCCAGGCUUGACACCAUCGUCGUCGUUGAGAACGUCGAUCAUGUCGGUGUUCGAGGACACCGUAAUCGACAACGGUGGCAAGAAUCAAAGGGAGGUUGGUGUGGAGGACUACAUGGGAUGCGCCUCCGUGCAUGGGGUGGGAUCCUCUAUCGCCAUUUUUGACACCAUAAGGGAUGGAAGCUUGGAUUGUGUGUGCGUCUAUCCAACACCUUUGCAUUCGCGGGAGCAGAUGUUAGAACUUGUUGGGAAGAUGAAGGUCAUCCUCAUGGAAGGUGCAAAGACAUACAAGAAAUGAUUAAGUGAGCAACAUAUUAAUGAAGCUCGGAUAAAUUUCUCUAUAAACAUUUUAAAAAAAAUAAAUAGAUAAAGUGAAUUAAACUUCUUCGAUAGAUUAAAAUUAGCUCAUAUGAGAUUCAAUUAACUUUUUCAAAAAGUUAAUUGUGCAUAAGUUAAUUUUAAUCUAUGAAAAAAAUUUAAUUCAUUUUAUCUUUUUUUAUCAUUUAUAAAUACUCAGAGAAAUUUAUUUAAUUAGGAUUAUAAUCAUUACAGCCUUAUUAUUAUAUAAGAAGUGCUAAUCAUGAUUAAACUUUAUAUUCUCAUCAAAUUCAUACGAAUCGCGUUUUAUGUCAAAUCUUGCGAUUCGUAGUAUAUGUUUUAGAAAUAUGAUCGAUAUCCGUCCACAUGCCAGUUUCUUCGAUUGGUGUUAUAUUUUCUGACAGAAUAUUAUUGGAAAAGCAAUGUUGUUUUUAUA